Messenger RNA from Ixodes scapularis (black-legged tick), 327 nucleotides. RefSeq lists its product as uncharacterized. The record is from RefSeq and is a predicted model, not a curated record. Bases 1 to 327 code for a protein of 108 amino acids. The transcript has 4 exons. Lineage: Eukaryota; Metazoa; Arthropoda; Arachnida; Ixodida; Ixodidae.
AUGGCUCGCCUCGCUUGCGUAUUUCUGGUCUUUGUGCUGGCCUAUCAGUGUGCUGACGUGGUAAACGGCGCUGUGAAAGCGAAAGACCUUCCAGACUACGUAGGGAAUAAAGUAUCAUUUUUUGAAAAAUUGAAGAAGAUUUGUAAAAAGGAUUAUAACACCCAGGUCAUUGCUGAAGUACAAUUACCUCAAUGCCGAGUUACCUGCGCGAACGGUGCAUUCUGGGGUAUCUUUGGAGGGCCUUCUACAGUAAAGCUAGCAGGCAGAGAACCAUGCAACGGUAGUGGCGGGAGAUGCUAUGAUGGAGUGUGCGCACACGAAUUAUGA